AUGCCUCUGUCCAAUCGCCGUCGCGCGCGGCGCAAGGAAAUUCAACUCCAGGAAACGUCGGAUGUGGAGGCGCCGGAUUCUUCGCCGACUCGGCCUUCGAAUAAGAAGCGCAAGGUCGAGCGGACUUCCCCUCAUCCUCGUCCCAUCAAAACAGCAGAGUCGGCCGACGAAGCCGACGACUCGUCCCCGGAGCAUGAUCUGUCGGAAAACCAGGACCUGGUGGACAUGGUCAUCUCGUACCUUGAUGCGGCCCGUGAAGAAGUCCGUGUCCUGCGCGACCACUCCAAUGCGAAGACCGAAAACAAGCAGAGCAUCCGGGCGUAUGCGAAGAUCGCCGGCCGCAACUGGACCUACUACGUCAAAACCCUCCAUGUGAACAUUGGCCGCGAACCCGACCGCGAACAGAAGCUGGACGAACAGUCCAGUCCCGUCACCAUCGCCGCGCGGGCCCUGCCGGAAGUCAACGUGGAUCUGGGGCCGAGCAAGUUCGUGUCGCGCCUGCAUGCGGAAAUCUUCUACGACGGCGAAGAGACGGCUUCCUGGCAUAUCCGUGUGAACGGUCGCAACGGCGUUCGACUGAACAAUGGCAUCCUCAAGCGCGGAACCGAUACCAUCCUGUCCUGCGGUGAUAUUAUCGAGAUUGCGAACACGCAGAUGAUGUUUGUGACGCCCGGUGACAAGGCCAACAUCCACCCCAGCUUCAUCGAUCGAGCGCAACGCCUGGCCAACGGCGAGGAUGAUCCCGGCACCUGGGAUGCUUCGCAGCAUGCGCACCCCCAGACCACACCCAGGUCGACCAACCACGACGCCGCGCCCGCGCCCUCCACCGGUCAACCCUCACUGGCCCCCGCCCCUCAGUUCCUCAAACGCCAGGUGACACCACCGCCUCGGUCGCCAGACACCGUGGGCGCGCGAACGGCGAAGCAGUCCCCGCUAUACAACCGCGGCAUGAUGAUGGAGAGUACGGAGGAAAUAGACUACAGCAAGGAUUCGGCCAAGGAUCUGAAACCACCCUUCAGCUACGCGACGCUGAUCGCUCAGGCGAUUUUCUCGAGUGAGGAGGAGAAACUCACGCUAAACAGUAUCUACAAUUGGAUUAUGGACAAGUACGCGUUCUAUCGUCAUUCGCAGAGUGGCUGGCAGAACUCGAUUCGACAUAACCUUUCACUCAACAAAGCCUUCCAGAAGGUGCCUCGCCGUACCGACGAGCCCGGGAAAGGAAUGAAGUGGCAGAUUGCGCCGGAAUAUCGCGAGGAGUAUUACAAGAAGCAACUUCGCAAGGGUCCGCAGUCGUCAGCUCCGUCGUCACCAGCCACCAAGGAACCUCCUAGCUCGCGCGCCCACAACGGCGUGGAGAGUAUCUUCGCCGGCAAAAAGUCUCCUCCCGUCUCCUCUCCCGGAUUUAGCUCGUUCCCCGUGGCCCCCGUCGAGGCCUACACUCCGGAACGGGGCUCGCGGGCAAGUCGGAACGGUCGUCAGGAGCAUUCUCUACGGCCACCCAACACGCGGGACUACGAGGAGCCCUCGCCAUUGCCCACGCGAACCACCGCCAAGCAGCACAACGGCACCAGUCUGAGUCGGUCAUACGGACUGUCCGACAACGUGGCCGGGUCUCCGCCCGUGCUGUCGUCGUCGUACUACGACGAAGGACCGUCGUCCAUGAUCACCCCGGCACCGCAGCGUCAGCAACCCCGUCUUCCUCCUCCCAGCACGGCCCAGAUCCCGUCCAAGUUCAUGCCGAUGAGCUCGCCCGCGCAGUUCUGGAAAUUUGCGGAUAUCGGUAGCACGCCAGCGCGGCCCGUGCCCGAUAUGAGUCCUCUGAAAGGCGAUCCGGGAGACGGACUGGGCAGCAUCCCCAGCAGCAGUCCGCCGCCGCCGAAUUUGGCCAGUCCCAGCAAACCGGGCACCUCCAACGGCCUUGGCCAUGGACGAGCGCGGCGAUCUGUCGACGGCGACGAGACCCCUCGGCCUGGAAUGAAUGGUGGGGUCCGAGAACGACCUCCGGGACCGGACGAAGACGAGGAGGAGGACGAUAAUGCAGGAUUUGAUCUCGCAAGAGGGUUCCAACCUAUUGGCUCGUACCAUCGACAAUUAAGUAGUGCUGCUCGAGCCAGCGCAGCCACAUCUUGA
This is a messenger RNA of Aspergillus melleus, 2130 nucleotides long. It is a transcript of the gene FKH2, whose product is annotated as putative forkhead transcription factor Fkh1/2. NCBI's taxonomy places the organism in Eukaryota, Fungi, Ascomycota, Eurotiomycetes, Eurotiales, Aspergillaceae. The transcript is spliced from 4 exons. Bases 1 to 2130 code for a protein of 709 amino acids. The record is from RefSeq and is a predicted model, not a curated record. Gene Ontology annotation, molecular function: DNA-binding transcription factor activity, RNA polymerase II-specific; RNA polymerase II cis-regulatory region sequence-specific DNA binding; protein binding. Gene Ontology annotation, biological process: regulation of transcription by RNA polymerase II.